AUGUGCGGUCCACCUGAAGAAAGCAUUCGACAGAGCCUCAAAGACAUCUUCCAAACUGAAGACAUCAUACGGGCAAUCAUCGCCGGCCGCAGCCUAGAAGAAGUCAGCAGCACCUUCGGCAUUCCAGCAUGGCAAAUCACCCUCCGCAUCGCCAACUUCGGCUCUCAGGCUGUUCAGCUCGCCGCAUUCCGCUGUGCUGAGCCCAUCGGCGGCGCCUGCGAGAUCCACUGUACUAAUGUAAUCUCAUUUACCGAAAGACAGAGCAAGGUGGUUGCCAUGGAGGCGAUGGCGGGAAUGAUGACCGGUAUGGAGUAUCCAUGGGCGUUGUUGAUGGCGGAAUGCAACUGCGCAAGAGCCAUCGCUGAGUCCGACGAAGACGAGAGCAGUACCGGCGAUGGCAGCGUUGGAGAUCGGGGAUUGUUUGCAAAGAGCCAGAAGGCAGCCAAGGAAGAUGGGGCAAAUGGUGCGAAGGAUGAAGGGAAAGCCAAGGGGAAGACGGUCACUGGUGAAGCUGGCGUCAAGAAAGGCGGUGCUCAUGCUGGAACUGCUGCUGAAGGAAAGAAAUCACCCAUCCUGGUCCUGAACUUUCCACCAACAGGCAAAGCUCGUCCCGUCAAGCACACUCAUGCCCCGCCAGCCUGA
This is a messenger RNA of Exophiala spinifera, 642 nucleotides long. RefSeq lists its product as uncharacterized. The transcript has a single exon. The record is from RefSeq and is a predicted model, not a curated record. The coding region runs from base 1 to 642 and encodes 213 amino acids. Lineage: Eukaryota; Fungi; Ascomycota; Eurotiomycetes; Chaetothyriales; Herpotrichiellaceae.